GAAGUACAACAAUCUCAUCUCUUUAUCUUUAUUCGCGUCAUACAGGUCCCUCUAUAGAGACAGUCUGUAAAAAUGUCCGGCUCUCAGAAAAGUUUAUCUAAAGGCAGUGCCGCCCCAGGGCCAGUGCCACAAGGGUUGAUUCGACUAUACAGUAUGAGGUUCGGCCCCUUUCCCCAGAGAGCAAGACUCGUCCUGGCUGCUAAAGGAAUCAAGCAUGAAGUGGUAAACAUCAAUCUUAAGAACAAACCAGACUGGUUUGUUGAGAAGAGUCCUCUGGGUCUGGUACCUUCCAUUGAGACUUCUGAUGGGAAAAUCAUUUAUGAAUCGCCAAUUGUUUUUGAAUACCUGGAUGAAGCCUUUCCUGGGGUGAAGCUGAUUCCAUCUGACCCUUAUGCAAAAGCUGAACAGAAGAUGUUGCUGGAAACUUUCACUGCAAUCACACCUGUAUUUUACAACAUUAUGAUUGCACAUGAAAAAAAUGAAGACGCAACAGAAUUAAAAUCAAAGUUCCUUGAGAUUUUAAAAAAACUGGAAGAGGCUCUGGUUAAGAAGAACACACCCUACUUUGGUGGUGAAUCUGUAUCCUAUAUUGACUACAUGGUAUGGCCCUGGUUUGAGAAAUUCAGUCUUUUUGGAUUAAAAACUCUUGUGGAUGAGACCCCAAACAUCAAAGCUUGGCUGGAUCGUAUGCUACAAGACCCAGCUGUCAAGGCAAGCUACAUUGAGCCAGAAGUCUUCUUGGCAUUUUGCAAGCUCUACGCACAGAACAAUUUGGAAGCUGUUGAUUACGGACUUGAUUGAUCUAGCAAUUCUCU
Molecule: messenger RNA, 815 nt
Organism: Nanorana parkeri
Lineage: Eukaryota; Metazoa; Chordata; Amphibia; Anura; Dicroglossidae
Product: glutathione S-transferase omega-1-like
Exons: 6
Coding region: 73-801 (242 amino acids)
Biological process (GO): glutathione metabolic process
Cellular component (GO): cytoplasm
Molecular function (GO): glutathione dehydrogenase (ascorbate) activity; glutathione transferase activity
Source: RefSeq, a predicted model, not a curated record